Messenger RNA from Vigna umbellata (rice bean), 3601 nucleotides. The record is from RefSeq and is a predicted model, not a curated record. NCBI's taxonomy places the organism in Eukaryota, Viridiplantae, Streptophyta, Magnoliopsida, Fabales, Fabaceae.
UCAUUGCUCAGAUAAAGGCACAGUUUCACUCAUGGCAGCAGAAAUGGUUACCGGUGUUCUUGUUUCUACUUUCCUCGAGAGGACUAUCGACACUUUGGCUUCUCGUCUUGUCGACAUAUUUCAUCAAAGAAAGCACAAGAAGCAACUCAGCAACUUGAAGAUGAAGCUGCUAGCCAUUGAUGUUGUGGCGUUUGAAGCAGAACAAAAGCAGUUCACAGAUCCACGUGUCAGAGAUUGGCUUCUCAGGGCCAAAGAUGUUGUGAUUGAUGCAGAAGAUCUCUUGGAUGAGAUAGAUUAUGAACUCUCCAAAACCCAAGUGGAAGCUGAGUCUCAGAGUGCAUCUAAGAAGGUGUGGAAUUCCCUCGACUCUUCUUUCUUUGAAAUUGAAUUUGAUUCCAUGAGGGAAAAAGUCAUUGAGGACCUAGAAGAACUUGCAAUCGAAAGCGAUCUUCUAGGUUUGAAAAAGGGUGGUGGUGUUGGGGUUGGAUCAGGAUCCGGUAGUAAAUUAACACAUACAUCUUUGCCAAAUGAAAGAGUUAUCUUUGGCAGAGAUGAUGACAAAGAAUUUGUCCUUAACUGGCUCACAUCGGACACUCACAACAACCUAUCUAUACUUUCUAUUGUGGGCAUGGGUGGGAUGGGUAAGACCUCUCUUGCCCAACAUGUAUUCAACGACCCAAGGCUUCAAGAAGCUAACUUUCAUACUAAAGUUUGGGUCAGUGUUCCACAGGAAUUUGAUGUUCUCAAAGUAUCAAGAGCAAUUCUUGACACAAUAACUGGUUCCACUGAUCAUACUAUACAGCAUGAAGUAAUUCAGAAAAGACUGAAAGAAGAACUUAUGGGAAAGAAAUUUCUUCUCGUUUUGGAUGAUGUUUGGAACGAAAGACCAUCUAAAUGGGAAGAUGUGCAGAAGCCUCUAGUUUUCGGAUGCCAAGGCAGUAGAAUUAUUGUCACUACACGGAGUGAGAAAGUUGCUGUUGCCAUGCGAUCAGAAAAGCGCCUCUUGCAGGUAUUAAAAAAAGAUUAUUGUUGGGACUUGUUCGCAAAGCAUGCAUUCGAAAAUGCUAAUCCGCAACCAGACUCAGAAUUCAUAGAGAUUGGUAAGAAGAUAGUUGAAAAAUGUAAUGGACUUCCUUUAGCCUUAAAAACUAUGGGAAGUCUAUUACACAAUAAAUCAUCUCUUUCGGAAUGGAAAAGUAUUAUGAAGAGUGAGAUAUGGGAUUUUUCAGAAAAUGAAAGUGAUAUACUCCCUGCUUUAAGACUGAGCUAUUUCCACCUUCCUUCUCAUCUGAAGAAAUGCUUUGCUUUUUGUGCCUUAUUUCCCAAAGGUUAUUGGUUUGACAAGGAGUGGUUAAUUCAAUUGUGGAUGGCUGAAAAUUUCCUAGAAAACCCUCUACAGAAAAAGAGUCCUAAAGAAGUUGGUGAAGAAUAUUGCAAUGAUCUAUUAUCUUGGUCCUUCUUUCAACAAGAUUCAAGAUUUGGAGGGGAAAAGUGUUUUAUCAUGCAUGACCUUCUAAAUGAUUUGGCAAAAUACGUCUGUGAAGACAUAUGCAUAAGGUUAGGAGUUGAUGAACCAAAAGGUAUACCCAAAACAACCCGUCAUUGUUCAUUUUCAGGCUCAGGUUUUGAUGGGUUUGGGAGUUCGAUUGAUACUCAAAAGUUGCAUACAUUUACUCGAACAAAUCGGGAUUGGCGUUGGGAUUGGCGUUGGGAUUGCAAGAUGUCCAUAAAUGACCUGUUCUCCAGAUUUAAGUUAAUACGUGUGUUAUCUUUGUGUAAUUGUCGUAGCCUUACGGAGUUGCCUAAAUCUGUAGGAAAUCUUAAGCAUCUUCGUUCAUUAGAUCUAUCCCAUACUGCAAUAGAAAAACUACCUGACUCAAUAAGUUUACUCUACAAGUUGCAAAUACUGCAGCUGAACUAUUGUGAAGAAUUAAAGGAGCUUCCCUCAUGUUUACAUGAACUCAACAACUUGCGUCGUCUUGAAUUAGUAGGUACUGGAGUUGAAAAUGUGAUAGCAUAUCUGGCAAAGUUGAAGAAUCUUCAAGUAACGAUGGAUUCAUUUCAAGUUGAAAAAAGUAAGGAAAUCUAUUUUCAGCAAUUAGGAGAACUCGAUCUUCAUGGAAGUCUAACAAUUGAUGAUCUGCAGAAUAUUGAGAAUCCCUCGUAUGCAUUAGAAGUUGAUUUGAAGAACAAACCACACCUUGUGGAACUACGGUUAGAAUGGAAUUUCAUUGGCAGCUCCUCUGUUGAUUCAGAAAAAGCUGAGGAUGUAAUUGAGAACCUACGUCCUUCAAAAUAUUUGAAGAAGUUGUCAAUAAGGAACUAUAUUGGUAAACAAUUUCCAGAUUGGUUACUUCAUAAUUCAUUACCGAAUCUGGUGUCCUUAGAGUUGGAGGGAUGUGAAUCUUGCCAACGUUUACCUCCGCUUGGACUUUUUCUAUUUCUCAAGGACUUGAGGAUUGCAAGACUGGAUGGGAUAGUGAGUAUUGAUGCGGAUUUUCAUGGGAACAACUCUUCUUCAUUUAAAUCCCUUCAAACAUUGUAUUUCUAUGAUAUGAGGCAAUGGGAAAAGUGGGACUGCCAAGCUGUGACAGGUGCUUUUCCAUGUCUACAAUAUUUUUCAAUAGAAAAGUGUCCCAAGCUGAAAGGACACCUGCCAAAGUUUGUUGCUUUAAAAACUUUAAUAGUGAUUCACUGCGAACAACUUGAAGCUUUGAUUGUCAGUGCGGUAGAAUUACGUCUACAAGACUGCGGAAAGCUGCCGUUGGAGCGGUCUACAAUGAAAAAUCUCACAAUGGAUGGGCAGGGCAUGGCAGCAUCAUUGGUGGCAAUGGUUGGACAUAUGCUAUUCGACACUUCUCUUGAAAAGUUGUCCAUUUGUUCAGAGUCAAUAAGUGAUGACUGUGUCUCUCUAAGGAUCUUUCCACUUGAUUUCUUCCCAACACUCAGGACUCUUGAACUCAUUGGAUUUCCUAAUCUACAGAUGAUUUCACAGAAUCAUGUUCACAAUCAUCUCUGGCAUCUGAAAAUCAAAGAGUGCCCUAAAUUUGAAUCAUUGCCUGCAAACAUGCAUAUGCUGCUUCCAUCUCUCAUAAGCCUAGAGAUAAAAGAUUGUCCAAGACUUGAGUCGUUCUCUGAAGGAGGUUUGCCAUUAAAUCUAAAAGACAUCACACUCAAUAAUUGCUUUAGACUUGUUGGCUCACUCAAAAGAGCUUUAGGAGACAGUCCUUCGUUGAGAAGUUUAAGGAUUGAAAAAGUAAAGGCGAAAUGUUUUCCUGAUGAAGGUUUGCUUCCACCCUCUCUUACUCAACUAAUAAUAAGGGAUUAUCGAAAUCUAAAAAAACUGAACUACAAGGGUCUCUUAGAACUCUCAUCUCUUGAAACACUGAAGCUUUUGAAAUGUCCCAACCUCAAAUGCUUACCAGAAGAGGGUCUUCCCAAAUCAAUUUCAUUUCUUGAAAUAAUGAACUGUCCUUUGCUGAAACAGCGUUGCCACAAAGAAGGAGGCGAAGACUGGAAAAAGAUUUCUCACAUUCGAAACCUAUUAAUACUGUAGUGAGGUUGUUUAUUUUGUUUAAUUUUGUUUAAUGGUAGGGAUACU